Messenger RNA from Trypanosoma rangeli, 5583 nucleotides. RefSeq lists its product as uncharacterized. The record is from RefSeq and is a predicted model, not a curated record. Lineage: Eukaryota; Euglenozoa; Kinetoplastea; Trypanosomatida; Trypanosomatidae. The coding region runs from base 1 to 5583 and encodes 1860 amino acids. The transcript has a single exon.
AUGAUUCACUCCUUUGCCCUCGUUUUUACUGGUCUGCUCACGUUAUCAGCGGCGUUGGGCGGCCACAUCCCAGCCGCCAUUCUGCUCAUAUACAUGAUGCUGUUCCGAAACUCAAAAGGUGCGACCCCCCCGGUGGUGCUUCUGCUGGCGUUUUUAUUUGCGUUGUUGCAGGUGCUGUCCACGCUCAUCGUAAAUCUAGUCGCUGUCUUCUCCCCCGCGGCGCGGAAGGUGCUUUUUGGCGACCACCGUGUCUUAGUCGAGUCGUUCGGCGUCUAUGAAGCAGGGCCGGGCGCCAAGGCGUGGAUUGUUGCAGGUGCCUGCAUCCCCUCCAAACUUAUUCUUGUGUUUAUUACUUUAUUUCGAAGAAAACUGUCACGCCGUUCUUCCAUGAGACGCGUGCGCUCACUGCCAACAACCAUGUCUUGGGCCUUCAUGAGCGUUGCCACACCACUGAUCGCCCCCACUGUGUUGGCUGGAGCGCUCUUGUUGAUUGGCAUGAUUUCUUUUUUCUGUUUGGCGCUCGGAGCGAGCACACUGAUAUUUGGGGCGUUGUCUUCUCGGCAUGGCCGCUUCCCACUCCUCGUUCUACACGUCUGCUCCGUAUGUGGGACAUUUGCGAGUUGCAUCAUUUUGGUGGCUUCAUGCGUUUCCCAAAAUACUGCCGUGGCCCAUGCUCUGGUUGACGUGGAUCCCAUGUACGGCUUGACGAACUUGUAUAACCAGACCGCAGACAUCGCUAUUCGUCGAUUUGUGCAGCUUUGCUUCAUGACGCUUACACUCUUUCUCGCCCAAAUGGCUAUGGAAUGUCAUGGGAGGGAAGUGCAACAACAGAAUGUAAACAACCCGCUUUUGCGUGAAGAGGUACCAAGAAACAGUGGUAGGGUGGGUGGAGGCGUUCGCAGUACGUCUGUGGCAGUAGUUUUUAAUCGUGUGGGCAAUGCUGCUGGUGGUGAUGGUGGUAGUGUUUCUUCCUAUCGGACAUGUUGUUUGCCUCUUGCUGUGGAGUCAUCGCACGCGCGUUCUCAAACAGAACGUUCAUCUCUUUGCAGCAGCGCUGCUAUUGGAGCGAGCCCCAUCGAACGGGUUGUAGUUGCCUUUGGUUGUGCUGGCACAUGGAUGCUGCGGAUACUGCUUUCCAGCGCUCGCCUGAUGCCGUUGGCGCUCAUGGCUGCCAACAUGAUUGCUUUUCCAACCGUCGUCUCGUUGAGUUUGUUGCCGACGAUGAUGCUAGGGCAGCUGCUGCACUCUCAGCUCUUUGCGUCUCUUUUGCGGCUGACGCUGCUCCUCACUUUUUUCCUCGUCAAUGUCCAGUACGUUGUGUUUGCCACAGAUACGGUCCAGCCAAAAAUUGUACGACGCCUCUUCUUGAGCGACGAGGGGCAGUGGCUGGGUUUGGUGCAGCUGAUCGCCAGCGAGAAUAUAUUUCUUGCGAUGCUUGCGGCCUACGUGGUUACUCGUCACCACUCCCGUUUUGCUCAGCGAGAGGAAAGUGACUUGAACGAUAACGUUGUGUCGUCAGCAUCGUGGUCACGAUCAUUAUUCCCGGCAUUAGCUUUGCAUACGCCUCAUGAAUUUAUGACGUUGCGGAGUGUGAGUGAGAAUAGUAAUAACUGCAGUAACGUUCAUGCUCCUUUGGAUUCGCUGGGGGUACAGCGAGCUGCGGAACUCAAGUUGGGGGCUCAGCGUGUGACAGAGUUGCUUGCGUAUUUUCCUUCCGACCUGCCUGAAAGCUUUGAGGCGUUUGAGCAGCUCUUUGUUUCUCUGGUUGGGCGCAAACCUAUUGCUGAGGAGGUUAGAUGCCUGUACAAGGAUCAAAUUGGCGAUGUCCUUUUACUUGAGAAGCUGCAUGAUUCAGAGCGUCCUCUGCUAUCUUAUUAUGCUCGUUGGGCGGAGGUUUUGUUUAUGCGUCAUGCCGUUCUCAUUGCCCUGCUACUUCUUUUUUGUGUGGGUUCCUUUACAUAUCACAUGGAUAUUUUACAUGCCGCUGUGUUACUGCUAUUUAUUCUCUACUUUUUCCUUCCGGAGUCCACGGGCAAUGCAUGGAUGUUGGUGGUGGUAUAUUUGAUGUGCUUGACGGCGUUUGAGCUUAUAUUUACGUUUGCGAGUGGGUUCUUUAAACUUCCCACAUACAUUGCCGGUGGUUCGUUGCAGUACGCCACAAUUGGGUUGGUUCCACUGCGUUCUCGCUACGAGGCUGUUCCAUAUAUUUUGGCUAUUUUUGUUAUGACGUUUUUGUUCUUGCGGCUCCGUGUGUGCCGCUCAUGGGGGACUGUAGUUUCACUGCACGAGUGGGACCGUUUUUGCUGCUCCAAUAUCGCCCGUCAGUGGUCCAGGCGGGCCACGAUGACGGUGGCCACGGCAGUGUUUGUAGCAUUAGGCGUAUUUCUGGAUUACUCUCUUAUUGUGGAGGGGUUUCUUGCACUCUUUCUCCUCCUCACCAUAUCCGCAGCCGCACUUGCUCUAUCGAACCCGCUGUUUGGGACGUUGUGGUGUAUUGCGUGUGUCUACAGCGGCAUAGUGAUGACGGUGACCUCCGUGUGUCAGUUUACACAGCUUGCGGAAGUUCUACGAGAGAAUCUUUUUGAGCGCCUCUGCCCUAGUGAUGACGGCAACAGCAACGCCACCAUUAUUAGUCGUUGUGAGCAGGAGAUUGGAUUGUACCCGGCGCGCGAGGACAUGCCGCUUACCUUUUUUCUUGCACCGUGGUUUCUUGCCUUUGCCACGGCGAUGUCCCAUCUCGGCCUGAAACGCGAGAUAGAGGCAUCACUGCAACGAAUUGACCACCAUGAGAGCGUGAGUGGGGGAAUGAGCAUGAUGCAGCAGCAAGAACAACAGUCACCCGAAGGCCAGUGUGAUAGGGAACAGAGAUUUGUGCUUUUGGACUGCACCUCUUUGCCUUCGUUAGACAGUGGCGAUCAGCGCUUUAUCCGGCACGCCCUGAGUCUUCUUGUAAUGAUGGACACACUUGGCGAGUGGAUCGCCGCGUUUGGCGCAGAUUAUGGUGGAGUAAUGGUGUGGGUGUCGCUUUUUCUACUCGCCACGUAUCGCCUUACAGUGCUAAACUCUGUCUACAUGGUGUUUUUACUCCUUGACUUUACUCAUAUCUCAGUGUUGAUUUAUUGCGUGCUGCACAUCCUUGUCCUAUACACGUACAAGUUUUCAUUUGUCACUGAGAUUACGUACAGCUUCCGUGGUGUACCGCUUGCUACAUUUAUUGGUUUGGAAAAGGGUGGUGGGAAUUCACCUUUUGCGCUUGUGCUGGGCCCCGUGUUAGUUUUUUUUGUUAUGCUGCUGCGCAUUCACACAUGUGGAGCUAACAAGGACAUCAGACGUCGUCAGCGCACGGAAGGUCCGGAAAGCAGCAGCUGGAAGAGUGUCUUCUGUACACAACUUUUUUUCUACGCCGGCUACGAGGGGCUGAUAGUGACGCUGCUUAUACUUCUUGCCUCUUCCAGCAAUUCUUGCAGUGGUGCAGUGGUGGGAUUGGUACUGCUGCCGCUAUUACUAGCAACAGGGCGGCAGCGAUUGUAUCGUGGGUAUCCCUGCUUUUUUAUUCUGCUGCUGCUUUCCCUCAUACUUGUCUGGCAAUACGCACUACUUUUAAAUGUUGCACAUAACGUGUUUCCUACGAUUGUGCGUUUUUCUCAAAUGGCCGACGGGAGUGACACCUGGCAGCACUGGGUUUUUGUGUCACACUACCACACCCUUGUGGGGUGUUUUAUCGGCAUCAUGCUACUUCACACAAAUCGUCAGCAGUCUGCAGACACUGCUGUGUCCUUCUCUGUGCUUCGAUCUCAGUUUAAUGGGCACACCACUCUGGUGGGUUUUGUUCGUGCAGCAUCUGUGAAGUCACUUCAACGUUUACCACGUGACAACUUUGACCGUGUCAUCCCGCAUUUUGUGGAGGCCUCACCGCCAAGUUGUCUUGGACGUGUGACGACACAUAUCGUUUUUGCCGUGUCGUACUUGUGUCCUGUAGCCGUCUUUUCCUUUGCCGCGGCGGUGGUGUCGUCGCCCUCUGUCAUCAAUCUCCUGCUGCUUGUUGCUGGAUUGUUGCAGCUGGGACAUAUGGAAACGCUGCAUUGGCGCUUCUCCUCCAUUUGGCCGUCCAUAUCGGCAGCCUACUGGCUUCUCAUUUGCCUCCCCGUCGUCUGCAAUGCACCGUACGUGCGGCAGUUUUUGGUGGAGCACUGCAGUUUUAGUGAAGUUGUGGGUGUUGUGCAGGCAGGUGAACCCUUCCUGCUGGGCCCACUGCAUGUCUUGCUUCUUCUUAUGGUGACGGUGCAAGCACGUGUUUACAAUGACUUCCGUUAUACGAAGGUUUUGCGGCACAUGUACGACCGCACCUCUUCGCGGCAUUCUCGACACGAGGAGCUGUGGACUUGGCUGCGGGAAAAAUAUGAAGCGGAACAACGGUUGGUGGACGCCAAAAGCCGAGCCCUUCAUGUGAAGCUGAAAGAGAUACGGAGCAUCCUGCACAGGGUCAAUGAUGCGUGGGAGCCGGAGAACAUUCCUUUUGAGAUGUCUGCGGACCAGCUGGUAAACAGCAAACACAAAUUGCAGUAUGAUGAGGCAAUCAUGAAGUUGCGUCAGCGUACUGCGAAUGACGAUGAGGAAGCUGAUGAUACCGCGCCGCAGCGGUUGCCAUUGGAAGAAGGAGAAUGCUCAUCGAAGAAUAAGGCGUUAGCUGAGGAAAACGUCAGUGGCUUGCAUAAAGUGUCUGACAGUAGCGGCAAAUGUAAGAAAAGCCUAAAUACACGUCUUCAAUGCGCAAUUUACAUGGGUGCCACAGAGGUUGCUGAUUGGCUUGCCUUGCACACGUAUGACCCACGCCGUCACACGGCUGCACAUUAUCGAGGAAUUUACAGCCGCCUGUUUUGGGUUGCUAUUCGAGCGUUGGAGCGCCACACUGUGCUGUUGGUACUUCUUACGACAAUGAUUAACUUUAUGCUUUCAAGAUGCUUAUGGGAAUUGAUACCGUUUUGCUUUAUUCUUGUCGUGGCGAUCACCUACCAUCCCUUUCCGCCCCACUUUAUUUUCGUAUGCCUCUUUUAUUAUGUGGCAAUUGGGAUUCUGCUGAAGGAACUGAUUGAUGUUGUGCUUACCCAUCUUUUCUAUUCACAGCCUCUUAUCGAAUUUCUGGCGUGGACGAUUCUGCACGUGUCGAAGGGUGCCUAUUGGAAGCAGCGGAUUGGGCACUCGUAUGUUAUAAUGGACUUCAUUGUUUUUGCUACACUGGUGCUGCAUCAGAAAACCUGCCUGGCAAAUGGCGUCUACAGUCAAAAAGAUAUUUUGCAGUCGAGGGAAAGUGAAAAGCCUCCAGAGAAUACACAAUGCGUUAGUGGGGGACAAUACUCCUCCUCCCGUGUGUGCUUCUUCUGCUUCUUCACCAUUCUCUACGCCGGAUGUCGCAUUUACGACAGAUCAAGUGGCGGAGGAGGAUCAGCAGGAGCAGGUGUCACGUUCACCGAAGGCUUCCGCCGUGGUCAGCCGCACAGAAGGUGUGAUGGGAAUGCACCAGAAAGUCCCUCUGUUUGUGUCUGGUUUUGUGCGAAAUGCAAUUACCACCCCUGGUGUCGGUAA